AUGGCCGACAACAUGUUCCUCGUGACCCAGUGUCACGAGUCGAACCCGGACAGCUUCAUUUUGCCGGCCGGUUACGACCUCAAGACGGCCGUUGUCUCCCUGCCCGUCAUCGACAUGUCCCGUGGCCGCGACGAGGUCCGCCGUGCCAUCCUCGACGCCGGCAAGGAGCUCGGCUUCUUCCAGGUGGUCAACCACGGCGUCUCCGAGCAGGUGCUGCGUGACAUGGAGGAGGUGUGCGAGGAGUUCUUCCAGCUGCCAGCGGCCGACAAGGCGGAGUUCUACUCGGAAGACAAGAGCAAGCCCAACAGGCUCUUCUCCGGCACCGCCUACGAGACCCUCGGCGAGAAAGCAUUGGCCAUGGACAUACUACGGCUGCUGUGCGAGGGCAUGGGGCUCCGCCCUGACUACUUCGAGGGGGACAUCAGCGGCGGCCGCGUAGGCCUCGACAUCAACAGCUACCCGCCGUGCCCUGACCCGAGCAAGACGCUCGGCCUGCCGCCGCACUGCGACCGGGACCUCAUCACCAUCGUCCUCCCCGGCGCGGUCCCUGGCCUCGAGGUCGCCUACACGGGCGACUGGAUCAAGGUGGAGCCCGUCCCCGACUCCUUCGUCGUCAACUUCGGACUGCAGCUCGAGGUUGUGACCAACGGGGUGCUCAAGAGCGUCGAGCACCGCUUGGCCACCAACUCGGCGGUGCACCGGAUGUCGGUGGCCACGUUCAUUGUGCCGGCGGAUGACUGUGUCAUCGGCCCGGCAGAGGAGUUCAAGAUGUUUGCUAGAUUGGAUGAUGAGAUUUUUCUCCAACCAGCAGGAGAGCAGCCCGUCAUUAUAUUAAGGAGAGAACAAAUACAAGAAAACUACCAGAGCAGGGCGAAACACACCCAAAAGCACAUACAGCCCAAAGAAAGAAGCAUACAAGAAAAAGAAAAGAAAUACUCCCAAGAGAAUGUAGUGAAAGGCUGGAAGCCAUAUUCGGUAGCUACAAAUAAAACUGGAAAUAAGAUCAAUUCCUCCAGUAAAAAUAAGAAUACAACAUCAACAGAGGAUGUGGAUUCCUGCAAUAUUGUGCAGAUGUCAACUUUGCGAGGAAAACAAAAGCCAGUCUGA
Molecule: messenger RNA, 1107 nt
Organism: Miscanthus lutarioriparius
Lineage: Eukaryota; Viridiplantae; Streptophyta; Magnoliopsida; Poales; Poaceae
Source: the annotation of a GenBank genome assembly